This is a messenger RNA of Megalopta genalis, 1566 nucleotides long. It is a transcript of the gene Rpt4, whose product is annotated as Regulatory particle triple-A ATPase 4. The record is from RefSeq and is a predicted model, not a curated record. Gene Ontology annotation, molecular function: ATP hydrolysis activity; ATP binding. Lineage: Eukaryota; Metazoa; Arthropoda; Insecta; Hymenoptera; Halictidae.
UUUUGCGAAACUGUGGAACAUCUAUAGUCAUUGUGUACAUUGUCAGAGACGGUUAGACAGCAAAAUAAGGAAAAUUAGCAUCUACCAUGCAGGUAAUAAGGGAUAAAGCUGUUCAAGAUUACCGAAAAAAGCUUCUCGAACAUAGAGAAGUGGAAUCUCGAUUGAAAGAAAUGCGAGAUAAUCUGAAAGAUUUAACAAAACAGUAUGACAAGUCAGAAAAUGAUUUGAAGGCUUUGCAGAGCGUUGGUCAGAUUGUUGGAGAAGUAUUAAAACAACUCACGGAGGAAAAAUUUAUAGUGAAAGCAACUAAUGGGCCGCGGUAUGUUGUUGGUUGUAGACGACAGCUUGAUAAAAAUAAAUUGAAAUCUGCAACGAGAGUGGCAUUGGAUAUGACUACUCUUACUAUAAUGCGUUAUUUACCUCGCGAGGUUGAUCCAUUAGUGUACAAUAUGUCCCAUGAAGAUCCUGGUGAUGUUACAUAUAGUGUAAUUGGUGGUUUAAGCGAACAAAUAAGGGAGUUGAGAGAAGUUAUAGAAUUACCACUACUAAAUCCAGAACUAUUUCAAAGAGUAGGUAUAACUCCACCAAAAGGAUGCCUCUUAUAUGGCCCUCCAGGAACUGGGAAAACAUUAUUGGCUAGAGCUGUAGCCAGUCAGUUGGAUGCAAACUUCUUGAAAGUUGUAUCGAGUGCUAUUGUUGAUAAAUACAUUGGCGAAUCUGCACGAUUGAUUAGAGAGAUGUUUAAUUAUGCGCGGGAUCAUCAACCAUGCAUUAUAUUCAUGGACGAAAUUGAUGCAAUUGGUGGCCGCAGAUUCUCUGAAGGAACAAGUGCGGAUAGAGAAAUUCAAAGAACGUUGAUGGAACUCUUGAAUCAAAUGGAUGGUUUUGACUCUUUGGGCCAAGUUAAAAUGAUAAUGGCAACAAACAGGCCAGAUACCUUGGACCCUGCUUUAUUACGACCUGGUAGAUUAGACAGAAAAAUUGAAAUACCUUUACCCAAUGAACAAGCACGUCUAGAAAUUUUGAAGAUUCAUGCUGCACCUAUAUCGAAACAUGGAGACAUUGAUUAUGAAGCGGUGGUUAAGCUUUCCGAUGGAUUCAAUGGAGCCGAUUUGAGAAAUGUCUGCACCGAAGCAGGGUUAUUUGCGAUAAGAUUAGAAAGAGAAUAUGUAGUGCAAGAGGACUUUAUGAAGGCAGUAAGAAAAGUGUCUGACAAUAAGAAACUUGAAUCCAAAUUGGAUUAUAAGCCACUCUAAUCAGUCUAAACAGUUACAAAUAUAUCAAUUACUCACUAACAAAUGUGUGGUUAAAUAAAACGAAUUUACUUUGUUGUAAUAUUAUUUGUAUUUUAUGGUAGAAACGUAUGCUUCGUAAUAUGGAAUCAUUGGUUCAAACUUAGUUAUAGGCUGUACAAUAGAAUACAUUCUUUUGUGACAGAAACAUUUCUUAAAUGUCAAAAAUUACUCAACAGUACUCGAAAGACGUGUCUUCUUCCUCUCCAAAUAUUCUUGUACAUUGUCAUACUUUCUUUUAUAUAAAAUUGGAAAUAAAUUUUGCUUAAUGGAA